Messenger RNA from Boleophthalmus pectinirostris (great blue-spotted mudskipper), 3149 nucleotides. It is a transcript of the gene tm9sf1, whose product is annotated as transmembrane 9 superfamily member 1. The transcript has 9 exons. Gene Ontology annotation, biological process: protein localization to membrane. The coding region runs from base 484 to 2307 and encodes 607 amino acids. Gene Ontology annotation, cellular component: membrane. The record is from RefSeq and is a predicted model, not a curated record. Lineage: Eukaryota; Metazoa; Chordata; Actinopteri; Gobiiformes; Gobiidae.
CCGGUCCCCCUCACAGCAAAAAGGGUAGUUUUUCGGGCAGCUUUUCACUCCUUCCAGAUGUUGGAUCUUAUAAACAGUAAUUUAAAACACGGCAUUAUAAUUUCCAGAACAUGAAUAAAGAAACGAGAUGUUUAUGAACAACGCGUAAGGUUUGCGAUCUCUCCAUCCUCCGGAAAUUUCAAUCUCGUCGUCGUAAUUUUUAUUUUUAAGGUGACGUGGAGCGCCUUGUAACCAGAAAUAGCCUAGGACAUCGGGACUGCUUGGUUUAUCUCGGAUGUAAUUGCUGGACAGUAUCUUGGUGCCUUGCUUCUAACGCUGCCGUGAAGAUGUUCAGCUGUGAAACCGUGCACUGAGCUCCAUUGUCAGGUCGGAGUCAGGAGCAGUAGUCGGUGCGGGGCCUGGAGACUGGAGGAGCGGUCAGGCUGGUUGGAUUGGGUCUGCAACAUCAAAACACAACCAACAAACUGCUGACAUACUGGGAUAAUGCUGUGUGGAGCAGGACACAGGUACUUCUGGAGGACCAUGGAGCUACACUGUGUUUUGAUCCUGUGCUGUUUCUCAGGCUGGGCAGCAGGCUACAAACAAGGGGACAAUGUGACUCUCUAUGUCAACAAAGUGGGGCCUUAUCAUAACCCCCAGGAGACAUAUCAUUACUACACUCUGCCCGUGUGCAGGCCGGAAAAGGUGCAUCACAAGUCGCUGAGUCUGGGAGAGGUGUUGGAUGGAGACCGGAUGGCGGAGUCACUGUAUCAUAUCCAGUUCAGGGAGAAUGUGGAGAAAAAAAUGCUUUGUCAGCUCACUCUCUCUGAACAGCAGGUGGACCAGCUGCGUGAGGCCAUUGAAGAGUUGUACUACUUUGAAUUUGUUCUCGAUGACAUUCCCAUCUGGGGAUUUGUGGGAUACUUGGAGGAGAGUGGCUUCUUGCCUCAUAGCCACAAGGUUGUUUUGUGGACUCAUCUUGAUUUCAACAUCGAGUACAAUGGUGACAGUAUCAUCUUUGCCAAUGUCUCUGUCAAAGAUGUUAAACCUGUCCCCCUAGAGGAAGGCACUGGUACUGGAGUGGGUGGGGUGGGGUUGGGUGGAGGAGGCCUGACUGUCACCCAUACCUACAGUGUGCACUGGUUCGAGUCCCCUCUGCCUCAUUCACGCCGCGGGGAGCGUUUCAGGGACUACUCCUUCUUUCCCAAAACUUUAGAGAUCCAUUGGUUGUCCAUCAUUAACUCCCUGGUGCUGGUGGUGCUGCUGCUUGGAUUUGUGAUCAUUAUUCUCAUGAGAGUCCUCAAGAAUGACUUUGCCAGAUAUAAUGUAGAAGAGGAGGGGAGCUGUGAUGAUUUGGAUCAGGGUGACAAUGGCUGGAAGAUCAUUCAUACUGAUGUGUUCAGGUUUCCUCCGUAUAAAAGUCUGCUGUGUGCCAUACUGGGAGUGGGGGCACAGUUCCUCACCCUUGCCACUGGAAUCAUUUUGAUGGCAUUACUGGGGAUGUUUAACGUUCAUCGUCAUGGCGCCAUAAACUCAGCAGCCAUCGCCUUGUACGCUCUCACCAGCUGUGUGUCGGGAUACGUCUCCUGCAGCUUCUACACUCAGAUCAACGGACAGCGCUGGGUCUGGAACAUCAUCCUCACAUCGUCUCUCUUCUCUGCCCCUCUAUUCUUGACUUGGAGUGUGGUUAACUCUGUUCACUGGUGGUCCGGCUCCACCCAGGCGCUUCCAGCCACCACGGUGCUGCUGCUGCUCGGGGCCUGGGUGCUGGUGGGCUUUCCUCUCACUGUGAUUGGAGGAAUCGUGGGAAAGAAUCGGGCGGGAAACUUUCAGGCGCCUUGUCGAACUCGCAACAUCCCCCGACAGAUCCCCACACAGCCCUGGUACAAACACGCAGCGGUGCACAUGGCCAUCGGAGGGUUUCUGCCUUUCAGUGCCAUCUCUGUGGAGCUGUACUACAUCUUCGCCACAGUCUGGGGCCGAGAGCACUACACAUUGUAUGGCAUCCUGCUAUGUGUUUUUGCCAUCCUCAUCUCCGUUGGUGCUUGCAUUUCUGUGGCUCUCACUUACUUCCUGUUAUCUGGCGAGGACUACCGUUGGUGGUGGCGAAGCGUCCUCAAUACCGGAUCUACUGGCAUUUUUAUUUUUGUUUACUCUGUUUUUUACUACAGAAAUCGCUCGUCCAUGAGUGGUCCAGUUCAAAGUACAGAGUUUUUUGGUUACUCUCUACUCACAGCAAUGGUCUUCUCUCUAAUGCUUGGUAGUGUGUCGUUUUGGGCUUCGUUGGCCUUUAUCAGAUACAUUUAUCGUAGCCUCAAAAUGGACUAAAAUGUGCAGUUACAUGUAAUAUCCCACAUGGACAAUCUGUGUUCUGCUCUUUCAAUCUGACAGCCAAAUGCACACUUUAAAAUAUUGCAGAUUCGGGGCCUUUUAUUGUAAAGGGAAAACUUGAUCUAUGAAUAGGUACAAAUUAAUAUUAGUAAGCAUUAAUUAUUGAUUGAUCAUUGGACUUGACACCCAAAGCGCUUUCUAGGCAUAUUCAUUCACUCCACAUUCGGUGGUAGUAAGCUCCUGUUGUAGUCACAGCUGCCUUAGGGCAGACUAGGCUGCCAAUUUCCACCAUCAGCCCCUCUGACUACUACCAGCACACUAGGUGAUGUGGGUGAGGUGUCUUGCCUAAGGACACGAGUUUUUUUUGCCACUGGUGCCCCAUUGUGGCACCUGAUAUUCUCAGUGGGCUCCCAUCCAAGUACUAACCAGGCCCGGCCCUGUUUAGCUUCUGUGAUAACAGGAUCUGACUUUGAAAAACCGGUAUUGUGAAAAAGGGAAUACAUGCAAUUUAAUGUUGAAUAGGACCCAUACAAUCUUUGAAUGUAGUUUAGGUUGCAUUAAUAUCUCCAAGCUAUACAAUGUUUACCCAGUGAUGAAACAUACCUGCAGUUUUAAUGCAGGAGCAAUGAAGUUUAAUUUCCUUCUAACAGCAAUUGGGUAAUCAUUCAACUAGCCCAGUCAAGCUUCACAUGGCCCUACCAUGUUACAGGAUGCCUUGUAGAUUGAGAGAUGUUGCAAAAUGGUUAAGGGAGCAAUAUUCUCAUUGUUUUCAUGGUCAACUUAUAGACCACAUUUGUUUUGUUGUAAAUAGUAUUUUCAAUAAAAUGCUUUAAUACAAA